This is a messenger RNA of Pyricularia oryzae 70-15, 2734 nucleotides long. RefSeq lists its product as uncharacterized. The record is from RefSeq and is a predicted model, not a curated record. The coding region runs from base 641 to 2245 and encodes 534 amino acids. NCBI's taxonomy places the organism in Eukaryota, Fungi, Ascomycota, Sordariomycetes, Magnaporthales, Pyriculariaceae. The transcript is spliced from 3 exons.
AUGCCAUGUCACCAACAUGCGCGCGAUGAGGUCUAAAUUCCAUUUCGGUCGGUAUACUUGAUUGAUUGAAAUUUUCACGUAGUAACAUUGGCAAAAAAAAAAAAAAAAAAAACAUUACGGUAGCCAGAACAGCGAGUUAAUCACUACCCAGCAUUAACCACCACCCUGCUUUGUUUAGUCGCAACAACAAUCCCUAUCAGAUGCAAGUAUUUCACAAAGCCUUCUCAUUUGAUUAUAGCAGGUAUGUCAUACUGUACAGAUAAAACGAUUCUGCCUUGCCUAGUUGAUAGUCGGCAUCCUGGGCUGUGCUCGUUUUCUCUUCGCGUCAGCAUGCAAAUACGCGUAUUCCGUUUUCUAGCGUACCGAGCAGCAAUCACCAACAAUGAGUGAAAUAGCUCCAGUACCAAGACUUGGAGCCCACAGCCUUCCCUCAACAACAAACUUGGCAAUAAAAAUAUACAUGUACAGCGCCAGUGAUGCUGCUCUAUAUAAGACGCCGACUAUGGCACCUCUUGAAUGCCUCUUGCCAAAAGAGAAUGGCUCAUAGCACGGCAAAGCACACCACAGAACAAGUCACCAGCUAGCCAUCUUGGCCGACUUGACUGCCAAAACUUCGUUCUCCUUCCAGACCCGAGCCAUCAUGUCCUCGUUCAAUCCCUUAACCGGCCUUAUUGGGCUGUCCGUAUUGGUCUCCUCAGCAUUCGCCAGCCCAACCCCUGUGGUCCAUAGGCGAGCAGGCGCCAUCACCUGGCGGUCAUGCUCUUCCGAGUUCAACACCACCAACCCUGGCGCCGUGUGCGGUAACCUGGACGUGCCUCUAGACUAUACGGGCAAGGAGUCCAGAGAGAUGCUGCAACUGGAUUUGAUCAAGAUUCCUGCAACCAAAGGGGUGUCCAGGGGCAGUAUCCUGUUCAACCCCGGAGGCCCAGGCUACCCUGGAAACGAAUGGCUUGACGGCUCGGCUGCGGUGUUACUGGCUGCCACUGGUGGACAACAUGACCUCAUCGGCUUCAACCCUCGGGGCACCGGAAAGACGCUGCCUGUCAACUGCUUUGACGAGGAAGACCCUCAGGAUGUUCUCAGGAAGCUCUCAAUCGAUGAAAGGCUCUCCCAUACAGGAAACUCGUCCGACGUGGCCCCGGGCAGACUAUGGGCCACAUCCCUUCAGAUCUCUGAGGCCUGUGCCAAAAAGAACGCAGAGAACGGCAGGUUCCUGGGUACUGCCUUUGUCGCACGAGACAUCAUCCAGAUCGUUGACGCCCUGGAUGAGGACGGGCUCCUUCGAUACUGGGGUAUGUCCUAUGGCACUUUGCUGGGGGCUACUUUGAUAGCCAUGUUUCCGGACCGGAUGGACAAAAUAGUGCUGGACGGCGUAAUAAACCCGUACCUGUGGUGGCACUCGUACAGCGAAGACCAACUGGAAGACAUGGACGACACCUUUGGCGAGUUCCUCUCUCAGUGUGUCGCCAAUGCAGAUCAGUGUCCUCUUGCUGAAAAUCGCAGAAACCAGACUGUUCAAGACCUCGAAGUUGCAAUCAGAGAUCUCCUCGAGCACGUGAAAUACAACCCCAUUGUAAUCCCCGACUCGGCCGCGCUAUUCGACUACAGCCAACUCAAGAACGCCAUGUUCGUGAGCAUGUACGCCCCGGACCUCUGGCCCAGUCUUGCCCGCGGGCUCGACGUCCUCCUCACGACGCCCCUCGACACCGCAGCGCUGACCGAGCUCGUCACCGGCUGGACGUCCACCUUUGGCGACCUGUCGCCCUUCGCCACCUUUGCCAUCCGAUGCAGCGACAAGGUGCAGCGCGAAGAGUCUCUGGACGGCGUGCUGGCCAAGAUGAAGCCCAUUCGCGAAUCGAGCUGGGUAGGCGGCGAUGCCAUGGACGCCGCCAGCAUGAUCUGCGCGCGCUGGCCCUUUGAAGCCGCCGAGCGCUAUCUCGGCGACUUCAACGCCAAGACGGCCAUCCCGCCCCUCGUCAUGUCCAAGACUUUGGACCCCGUGACGCCCAUCGUCUCGGCCCGCAACGUCACGGCCGGUUUCGACGCCGUGCUGCUCGAGAUUGAGGGUGGCGGCCACGCAUCGCUGACUCAGCCUUCCACUUGUGCCUUGAAGGCUGUGCGGGACUACUUUGGCGAGGGGGAGCUCCCUCAGCCGGGGACAAAGUGUGAAAAUGAUAUUGGUUACUUUCAAAGUCCCGAAGCCGUCGUGGAGGCUUGGACAAAGCUGUUGCAGACAUUGGGGUAGAAUCUCACUGUCAGUAUACUGACUUUGUGUCCUGGUUCUUGGUCUGCUUUCCUUAUUCUGUGCCUGGACUCACGCCGCACGUUCCUUUUUUGUUGUCUCAUUCGGAGGACGCUCCCACUCAACCUUUUUUUUCGGUCCUUUUCUCUCCUCGAUUUGUUGUCUCCCUCCACACAAGCGGCCACCAGAUCUUCCAGCCAUUGCAGGUGCUCAAAAAUGGCAGUCGUCUUUUACUUGGAAUUCAUGUACUAGAACUAGACUAGACUAGUCUAGAAUGACAUGAAGAUAAAAUGAUAUAAAAACAAGAGGGAUGAUGGUUGGUAGAUCAAAAGCCCAAGUUGUCAAAAGAGCGUGGAGUAAGCAUGGUUCACUGUCCAGCGCCUUCCUCAGCCUGGCUUUCUCCAAGAGGUGGAGCGACACAAACUAAUCCAGUCUUACCGAGCUUUUGGGUAUUGAAAUGACCUUUUUGGCUGCUAAAACUAUGCUGAUUUU